AUGCUUCCUAAAAUCACUCGGCGUCUGCGUGAUGAUGAGCGAAAGCAGAUCGCAAGCGGUACCAUCUUCGUCUUCGACGAGGUCGAGUCGAGCAUCAAGAGAUGGACCGACGGUAUGAUAUGGAGUCCAAGCCGCAUCCUGAACAACUUCUUGGUAUACCGGGAGGUCGAAAAGAAGGAUCCGAAGCCAUCUCCCGACCAACCGGCGUUCGUCACCAACAGCACUGCAUAUGGCAUGCCAGCAAUGCCCAGCAGCGGCGGUAGCAACGUCAACUUUCACGCCUCGGUUCGGAAUGUGCCUCUGACGCUCAUGCCGAACGCGAUGGAUGCAGACGCGCAGAUGAUACACUACAAGCAGGAGCACACCGCUUACCAGGGGUUGGAUCACGUGACAUCCUCUUCGAACGCAGUGUACGCCGAUCACGACAGCUUUUUUGGCCACCCUUCUCACGCACAGCAUUCAGCGCACCCACAGGCGCAUCCGCAAGCAGCCGGGCUCGUAGGUGUGAUGGAUGAUCACGCCGGUCCUUCGAACACAGCCAAGCGCGAGGUCGAGCUGGAUCGGACAAUCGUUGGAAGCUUGACAAGCAGCUACCCGUUCGUGCGCGAUGGACUCUGCAAGAAGACCAUCUCGAUCCAAGUCGAAGGUUCGACGCAGCACCUCAUCUCGUACUACAAGAUCGACGACGUUCACAACAGUCGACUCACCAUACCAUCGACUCUGCCCGAGCUCUCCUCGCUCAGCAUUUCGCCCAUCUUUCUCAACAAAGCCAAUUUCCGAUACCCACCCAUUGUCGAGAUCGGCCCUGAUGGCGUGCCGAGAUACGUUGGCGAGUCUACAGACAACGCUAUGCGUGCAUCCGGUCAUGUCAGCAGUGGCAACGAGAGCUUCUCAUCCUCAGAGGCGCGACAAGACGGGAUGGGGAGACCAGCCAGCCGGUCGCUGUCGAUCUACUCGCCCGGUCUGCCCUCUGAUGCUCCCCACGGCGACAUGCACACACAUCGAUAUCCGCAUCAGAUCGGUGGCGACGGCAUGCUACCGGCAUCGGCAACUCCGCUUCCUACGUCGUCGACGUCGAUCCCUUACAGGAGCCGCCGAUCUUCGGAUGCUCCGCGCAGGCGUGCGAAUUCGCGAUUCGAGCCUUAUCACCCACCAGCACCGAUGACGUUCGGACACGGCAUGGCGGCACAUUCCCUCUACUCGAACGCUCCGACCAUGGACAAUGGACCGGUUUCACCCUCUGGUCGGCGAGCUUUCUUCGCCGGAACGCGAAGCUACAGCGACAUGGAGCCUGGCGCCCCUUAUCCUUCAGACCAUGGGGCGUUUGGAGUACCGCGCCAGCAAGACGAUGGCUUUCUUGGGAUGACACACGUCGGACAAGCAAGCAAUGCCAACGGAGGUUCACAUGCAUCGCAUAUGGACCAGCAGCAUCCGUCGAUGGAGACGGUCGACUCGCACGGCAGCUUUCAGCACUCGUUUCAGCCGGGCUCGAUGAUACCAAUGGUUCCGAGUCAGCCGACGCGAUCGGACGUAUCUUGGAGCAAGCAAGAGCAACAGGAUCCCUUCCACUUCUCUUCGCGGCUCGCGCGUGGAAGCUGGGACUCCAACCAGCCGAACCAUUCGACGUCAUUCGUGCACAAUCUGCAGCAACCGCCUGCCACGAGUCAAGGGUUGACGGCACUGCCGAUCCAUAGCCAAUCGAAUGUGAUGUCAUCCUCGUUCUACCCACGUUUUGCUGGCUCGCCUCCAAACACCGGCUCGUCUCACGACAGCCGUCACUCGUACGCGGCGUCGACGGGGCGAAACGAGGAGUAUGUUGAAGGCGUGCAUCCGCCCACUGCAACUCGGCUCGAAGACACGGUGCACUACUCUUCGCGUCCCAUCUCGCGGGCCGGUGAAGCAGGGUACGCCAACGACUUGGACGCGGCAGGCGUGGUCAAGACGGGCGGACUGGAAGCUCUCCAUGUCCACUCGGACCCAGCAAGUCCUUAUCCGAGACCUCAACAGCAGCAGCAGACGCAGCAGCAGGUGUCGGCAAGCGACGCUGCCGCUUUCGACUCUUACGGUCGAGCCUCGGGUGCAGUGGAAGCACAGCAGUCUUAUUAUGCUCAGCCGCCGUCGCACGCAGAAGCUUCACACGACAGCCUCCAGCUCGAUCAGCAAGCAUUUGGUCGUCACGCUGCAGCGUAUCCCGCAUCGCAUGACGUGGGCAACGCGUCGGCCCGCAACGAGCACACCUCAUGGACGUCGACUCCAGCUGGUGAGGGGAAUGGCGCAGUGUCUUCUCGGCCAGGCACGUCGCACGAUCAGGGCUACCAUCGCCAAUUCCGCACGGAUGCCAGCGACGCAGGCGCCGCGGACGAUUCUGGGUUCGAGAAGGUUAUGUUGACGAGACCGGCACUACCAUGA
This is a messenger RNA of Pseudozyma hubeiensis SY62, 2409 nucleotides long. RefSeq names its product cAMP-independent regulatory protein. NCBI's taxonomy places the organism in Eukaryota, Fungi, Basidiomycota, Ustilaginomycetes, Ustilaginales, Ustilaginaceae. The record is from RefSeq and is a predicted model, not a curated record. The transcript has a single exon. The coding region runs from base 1 to 2409 and encodes 802 amino acids. Gene Ontology annotation, molecular function: DNA binding.